CGCCAAUCCACCGGAGGACUUGCAGUUGCCUCCCCCUGAGCAGCUCCAUAUAAACUGGGCUUUACCCCAUCACACAAACCAGAACUUCCUCACCUCACACUCCACAGCUGCCGAUCUUCUACCAGAUCCACACAAACAACUGUUUGUGACAACAAACUGCUCAGAACACACACUGACCAAGUGGACACCAUGACAACUGAAACUAACACUGUGGCCAUGAUCAACAACACCCUGAGAAAGAUCUCCAAGGCUGACAAUGUCAGACAAGACACGGCAUUAAUGAUGAAGCCCUACAGCAACUGGGAAGAGUUCUUGAUGCCAGCACCCAUCGCUGUGUCCAUUUUAGGUGAAUUGAUAUUCAUUUCAGCAAAGGAUGACUUUCCCAUCGAUCAGAACAUGCCCAAAGAUGGCUACCAGUACAUUAGAUACCCCCAGUCGUUCCGUGCUUGUCUGGUGCAAGUCAGCAACCAAGGGUGGGAGGCGUUCAACGAAGCCCACAAGAACAUGGAUGGCAUACGGCUUCACUCUUUGACCAUUCCAAACCAUAUAAAGAACUCGGUGAGGAUCCUAAUGCAAGGAAAUAAAGACAUGAUUCACACACUCCUCCCUAAAGUACUGAGGAAUGUUAGCUCAUCGGCAGAGUCCUGCCUGAGUCUGGCAACAUCUGUGGAGACCAAGUUUAAUGCAGUGAUGGUUCUGGUCAAUGAGCUGUUGGAGGCCUGCACUAACUCAAGAGGUGCCCAUGAGCAGAGCCUGGAAGAGGUCAAAAUGAAAAUGAAAGAAUAUAAAGUCAAAGAAGAGUCCGCAAAAGCAAUGAAAGAAAUGACACUGAAUCAGGAGAAGUUAAUGAAGAAACAGAUGGAACAAUGCCAAGAAGAUUACAAAUCAGCACUUAAUUCUAUGCCCAGUGGCUGGGAAGUUCUAGGAAUGAAUUUUGUUGACGGAUUAUUGAAUACUGUCAACACCAUCACCUCUACACUACCAUCCAUUAUAAAAGGCUUCGCAGGAGUCUCUGAUAGCACAUCAAAUGGACCCCAUUCGCCACCGCUCUCUGGCAAUGACUUACUAAAGUCAGUCAAAAUCUUGAACAAAGGCAAUGAGGUUUUGAAUUGGAUUACCCCUCUUGAAGACUUAGUGACCAAGGAUCAGAAAAUCGACAUGAAACUUGUGAUUAACCAGAAAACUGGGGACUUGAAUACAGACUGGGCGAAGGGUCAAUUAGUCAAACUGAAAAGUGAAUUUGAACAGGAGGAAGACAGUCAGCCUAAACAGAGGGCCAUGGAGCUGAUCAACCAGGCCAUUUCGGUUUAUAGCGAGUUUGAUAACCUGAACAAUAACCCAGAGGAUGAGAAGAUGAUGAGCAAGAUCAUCUCGCAGAUAAAUCCAGUCUGUAACAAAGCGCGCAAGUUCAGCACCUACUGCGCAGCAGCGAAUAACUCUUCCGGGUUAAAUGUCCAACCACCACAGAUGGCAAAGGCAGACAGCGAGGAAAGCACUGGCCGGGUAGGCGCUGGUACUGCAGCUGUAAGAAACGCCAGGUUCAAAAUCCAACAGACGACAUCGAUGUUCCAGAAAUCACAGGAAAGUUACGAAAAGAGCUUCCAAAACCUGAUGAGAAGCAACAAGGAACUGGCAGAAAUCUUGGCUGGGAUGAGGAGGUGUGAACUGAAGGAAAUAGACUUUGAGACAACCAUUCAGAUCCUCAUGAAAGGACUUGAUGCCUUGGGGAAAGUUAAAGAGCAGUGGGCCAAGAUGAUUUGUUUCUUCCAGAUGUUAUGCAAUCUGAUUAAACUUUGUCUUGAGUCUGUCAAGAAUUUUGUCUCCUACACUGAGACGGCUUCCGAGCUUCCUCUAUAUUCUAUGGCCUCUUUCAUGAAAGAUAUGAUCUAUACAGAAGCGUUUCAGGCUACUAACAUCAUCAACAUGGUCCAUAUGAUUUCUGAUUCCUACGUAGAAAUAUCUAGUGAGUUUCUGAUGGAUCGAGUGAGCAGUUUGGGAAGACUCAUCGCUUUGGAUCCAACAAAAGAUGGGAAUAAAUUUGACGUUGAACGUAAUAAGUUACAUAGUGACUGUGACAAGGCUUCCAAAGGGAUACAGGAGCUGAUAAUUCGGAACAAGGAGGAGUACAGCAGGAACCUGGAGAGCAGAGUCAAGACAAUCAAUGAAAACCUGGAGGCCGUGCUCCCUCCUGUGUCUGUAGAAGAGAAAAAGAUGAUUGAGUACACAGUGAAUCAGGGAAUGGACGAAGCGACUAAAGACAUGUCAGAUGACAUUGAUAUCUAAAGAUAAAGGAUUACAGUUCCUUCAACUUUCAGCCAUUGCUGCCGUGACUGAACCAUUGAGAAAGAGGCUUCACCGGACAAUUCACACACUGAAAACUUCAGCCUUCCCACCGGACAAACAGAGAGGACAACUCACUCCAUUGUUACAUUCUUACACGUGCUCAGUGAUUUGAGUCAGAUAACUCCUCAUUCCAGUUAGUUUAAAUCUUUGCAGUCAUCGUUCCCAUAAUAACAUUUGAAACAGAGCCAUUCACAUUAGGACAUCCCAAAGCACUUUUACAGGUUUCACUGUAAUAUCUCGUGACCGUAUAUUUUUUAAUAACCAAAUUACACACAGCAACAAACAGCCAUGAAGUGAAUACAUUUUAUUUGGGGUUUGUUGGCUGAGUGAAACUCCCUUCUGCCAUUGGACCUUUAAUGCUAGCAAUGCACUCCCCCCGGGCACUGUACUAAAGUGUCAGCCUGGACUGUGAGCUCAAAAUCCCAACAUGGGUUAGAAACUCACAACCUCUGACUCAGACAAAAGUGCUGCCAACUGAGCCCAGCUGACACCAAUGUGCUGGCGGGCACCAGGUUGCUUGUGACCUGCUGUCAUUUGGCUAAUCUGGUGUAUCACUGAAGAGCUGCCCAUUCUCUCUGAGCGGGAAUCAGCGGCAGGUCAAUGGCAAGAGGCCCUGUGUCACUGCCCACUCAGUGCAAAGGACCAGAUCCAUCACUGAAAUGUUCACAGUAACUUCUCUCCAUGGUUCAGUCACUGUUCAGGUUAAAAGGAGCUAGAGAAGGGAACCUGACCCUCAUCCAUUACUGAAUCAGGUUCGCAUCUCAUGCUUUCACUAGUAGAACUUUCACCAACGCUUUUCAUGUUAGAAACACGCAAUAGCUUCAACAUUAAAUGAUAUUAGCAAAUAAGAGAUUAUCAGAUUCUUACACAUGUGAUGGGCCAUAGGCAAUGAGUGGCUUCUGCACAUGCUUCAUCAUUCAGCCUCCUUCUCUUUCCAUCUCUCCUCAUGGCUGUCUGUCUCUUUAUUCCCAUAGCUCUAUUUCUGAUCCUCUUUCACUAUAUCUCGGGGAGUGGAGGCAGGGGGGGUAAGCAGAGUCUCCCCGGGCCUGAGCUGUCAUUGAACGUCAGAAUCAUGUCCACCAUCUGUGACAUCUCGAUAGUCCAGUUCCUCAGCGAGUCAGCUCCGCAGUACUCCAGUUCACUGCUAUUUGGAGCAGCAGAACAUUCACUGAGAACUGGGAUUCUUCACACUCAGCUUCUGUUAAACGCUGCAGAUUUUAGCUGGUUAAAUUCCAGCAGUUACACCAAUGCACACCUUGGCUUCCCCAAGCCUUGGCUUUUGCCAACCUGAGCCUAGAACUCUCCAGAGUUAGGUGAGCAGGAUGUGUCUCUCCGAGGAGCUGCACACAUUCCAUUCCAAGUUUAGCUGGAAUGCAUGGAAUUCUCUGAGUGGGAUACUCUCAAGCACAGUGAUGGGUUUCUGAAUGUGUUAGCACCCGCCGACCAAAAUAUACAUCAUUCUGUGUACCGUACUCUUUAUCUCUUUCCAGUUUUCUCUCUCUUUCCAUCUGCUGAUUCUUUACUGAUUGUUUGCUUCCAUCCACCCAUACCCCUUUCUGUCUCUCCAUAUUCCACAUGCUUUCACUCUCUUGCUCUAUCUAUCUCCCUGUCUCUCAGGUUUGAAGGAGGACUUGUCUCCAGAAGCUGCAUUAUUAACUCAUUGAAUGGGAAAUUGAAUCAAUAAUUGUGGAAAAUAUUGUUAAAAGGUGGUGGGAAAUAGCAGAGAAGGGGUUGGGAUGAGUAACUCCAGUGGAGGACUUCACACCAACACAGGCCGAUUGGCCUCCUCCUGUCAUGUAAUGUCUAUGAUUCCAGGGUGGGGAACAAUAACACUGGGUGUAGUGCCAUGUGCAGCUUUUGUAACCAAUGCUCUGCCUACCAGUCAUGUAUGAUGUUACUGUGUAUGAAAUAAAAGACUAAAUGUGCUUCUAGAUGUUGCCAGGCCAGUUGCAGGCUGAUGGAUCAGGACAUAUGAUGUACACUAGGAUUGGAGCCUGUGAUCUGUGACCUGUCUGGACCCUCUAUAGUCAUUAAAUAAGUCGCUGUCACUAUUUCA
Callorhinchus milii (elephant shark) is the source of this 4399-nucleotide messenger RNA. RefSeq lists its product as uncharacterized. The transcript is spliced from 3 exons. Bases 190 to 2283 code for a protein of 697 amino acids. Lineage: Eukaryota; Metazoa; Chordata; Chondrichthyes; Chimaeriformes; Callorhinchidae. The record is from RefSeq and is a predicted model, not a curated record.